This is a messenger RNA of Tachysurus vachellii, 2603 nucleotides long. RefSeq names its product brain aromatase (gene cyp19a1b). The transcript is spliced from 9 exons. The coding region runs from base 533 to 2137 and encodes 534 amino acids. The record is from RefSeq and is a predicted model, not a curated record. Gene Ontology annotation, molecular function: iron ion binding; monooxygenase activity; oxidoreductase activity, acting on paired donors, with incorporation or reduction of molecular oxygen. NCBI's taxonomy places the organism in Eukaryota, Metazoa, Chordata, Actinopteri, Siluriformes, Bagridae.
UAAUGACAGUGUAACUUACAAUGUGACAGAUGGUGUCAUAGGAAGUGUCACAAAAGCCACUGCAACAAGGAUCAGUGCAGUAAUUGGUUCCUGUCCUCUUGUCCUUUAAAAGAUAAAAGCUCCAUUCAUGUUGUAGUGUGCGGUCAGGCUGACCUGCCUCCAUAAAAGCCCUUUCAGAUGAUGGAUUAGAGCGAGUAUAGAAAAAAGACAAAUGAGAAAGAAAACAAAACACAAAACAAUCCAAAAAAAUAAAAAUACCAAGAAAGUGAAAAGUGCAUCAAAAGCACGGCGCAUGUGAACGCUCUUUCCCUUUCAUGUGGAUUUUGUUCAAAUCUGGACAGGCAAAAAGAAAAAGGAAAAAAGAAAAGUUGAAUUUACAAUGGCUCUUCACAACUAAGACCUGUAUCUAAGCAACAGACAGGUUUAAAAGCCAUGCAAGAGUGAAGAGAAGCACAAGUCCAUCUGCCGAGAUCUCUGUAACUUUCAUCUGAUAGGAUGAUGUGGUUUAAGUGAAUCUUCACAAAGUGUCAGGAUGGAGUUACAGACCAUGUCUGAAGUCAUGGCUGCAGUGGAGGGUAACAGAUUAGGUGUGAUAUUAGCAUUACUGUUGCUUGUACUGCUGAUUUCACUUACAGCCUACAAUAGAGGAAACAAAUCUACCUUACCAGGUCCCUACUGGUUACUGGGUCUUGGCCCUAUUCUAAGCUAUUCUAGGUUUCUGUGGAUGGGUAUCGGAACCGCCAGCAAUUACUACAACAAUAAAUAUGGGUGUAUGACUCGGGUUUGGAUCCAGGGAGAGGAGACACUCAUUCUAAGCAAGGCAUCUGCUGUGUACCAUGUCCUGAAGAGCAGUAAUUACAUUGCCAGAUUUGCUAGUAGACAUGGAUUGAGGUGCAUCGGUAUGGAUGAACAAGGCCUUAUCUUUAACAGCAACAUCCCGCUUUGGAAAAAACUACGAACUUAUUUUGCCAAAGCCCUGUCAGGCCCUGGUCUGCAGAAGACAGUGGGUGUGUGCGUUAGUGCCACCAACAAGCACUUGGAUGUCCUGUGGGAUUUCACGGACUCCUCAGGUCAUGUGGAUGCUCUGAACUUCCUGCGCUGUGUAGUGGUCAACGUCUCCAACAGACUCUUCCUCCAAAUUCCUAUCAACGGUACUCCUGAUAAUUACAGAAUACAUAGGUGUAAAUACCCAGAACUGAUCGUAGACUUUAAUAUAUACGUUUAUAUUUUAAAUAUAUCCUUUCUUUUGGCAGAGAAAGAUUUGCUACUGAAGAUCCAUAAAUACUUUGACACUUGGCAAAAAGUGCUCAUCCAGCCAGACAUUUUUUUCUGCAUAGACUGGGUGUAUAAAAAACAUCAACAAGCAGCAAAGGAGCUGCAGGAGGAGAUGGGGAGACUUGUGGAGCAGAAGCGUAAAGUCAUCAAUGCCAGUGAAAAACUGGAUGAGACUGACUUUGCAACCGAGCUGAUAUUUGCUCAGAAUCAUGGAGAGUUGUCAGAAGAUGACGUGAGGCAGUGUGUGUUGGAGAUGGUAAUAGCGGCACCGGACACUCUGUCCGUCAGUCUGUUCUUCAUGCUGGUGCUGUUGAAGCAGAAGCCAGCAGUGGAGCAGCAUAUACUGCAGGAGAUGCAUAAUGUCCUAGGCAUACGGGAGAUGGAGCCGGCGGACCUGCAGAAGUUGUCAGUGAUGGAGAGAUUUAUAAAGGAGUCACUGCGGUUCCAUCCUGUGGUGGACUUCAUCAUGAGGAGAGCGCUAGAAGACGACCACAUUGAAGGCUACAGAGUGGCCAAAGGGACAAACAUCAUUCUGAACAUUGGACAGAUGCACAAGAGCACUGAGUUCUUUCAGAAAGCCACUGAAUUCACUUUGGAAAACUUUGAGAACAAUGUGCCGAGUCGUUUCUUCCAGCCGUUCGGCUGUGGGCCACGUGCCUGUGUGGGGAAGCACAUAGCUAUGGUGAUGAUGAAAGCCAUACUGGUGACGGUUCUGUCACAGUAUACAGUGUGUCCUCAGCCCGGCUGCACCGUCAGCACCAUCAGACAAACCAACAUCCUGUCACAGCAGCCCAUAGAGGAGGACACACAAAGCCUGCUCAUGAGGUUCAUACCACGCAACCUGAACCCAGAAAAACAAUAAGCAGCCUCCGGAAUGCACAUCAUCUUUAAAAUGCAGCAGGGGCUGAAAUAAUUAUGAUUACACAGCAGCCUCAUUAAUUCAAUCUGACUAAAUGUGUCUCAAUAAUUUGUAGAUCAACAGAAAUGGAAAACUGGAAAACUAAACAAUUAAGGUGACAUGAUUAUCACUCAGUAGCUUGAAACAAGAACAUAAAUAAGUGAACUAAAUCAAUUAUUUAAUUUCUGUUGGAAACACAUUUGUGUUAAACACUUUCCAAUUUUCUCACAGGUAUAACCUUUUAGAACGUAAAAGUUUUUAGGUUUCUUAAAUUCCAGACUAAGUGAAGUUACAAGUUACUGCACUUUUCUUCCUAGUGUUUCUUUUUAAUGCAACACAAAUAUAAACUCUUUCAGAUUAUUAUUAAAUAAGUAGAUCUGGAACUUAUUAUAGAAGUUAUUCACAAUAUAAACUUUUUUUGCGUACCACA